AUGGCCGUGAGCUCAGGGCAGACGGCGCGGGAGACGGAGCUUCCUCGACCGCUUCAGCUCCGUCCCUUCACAAGCCCUAGAGGGACCCAAAUUCGUCCAUACGCCCAUCGGCGCGUCCCCGCUGAAGGCACCUGCGUGCGCCGUGGGACCCGCAGCGACAGCGCCUGGGAGGCCGAGCGUCCCUCAUCCUCCCCCUCUCGCGGAGCAGCCGGGCUGGGUGGAAAAGGGCGUACCUGUACAGUAGAAACACUACAGAAGAGACUGCAGUCUCUUCCAAACUCCACGUGCAGUGAUGUCACUCAGGUCAUUGAAAUCAACCACCAUGGAAAAUAUGACCUGGUCUCAGCCUACGAGGUUGACCACAGGGGAGAUUAUGUGUCCCAUGAGAUCAUGCACCAUCAGCGGCGGCGAAGGGCGGUGGCCCAGCUAGCAGUUGAUUCUCUUCACCUUUGGCUGAAGGGCUUCAGGCACAACUUCCAGAUGGAUUUGAAAGCUUCCAGCAACCUGGUGGCUCCUGGAUUUAUCGUGCAGACUUUGGGAAAGGGUGGUACUAAGUCCGUGCAGACUUUCUCUCCAGAGGACUUCUGUUUUUACCAAGGCUCCUUACGAUACCACAGAAAUUCCUCGGUGGCCCUUUCCACCUGCCAAGGUUUGUCAGGCAUGAUACGAACAGAAGAAGCAGAUUACUUCUUAAAGCCACUCCCUUCCCACCUCGCAGGGACAGUCAACAGCUCUGCUUCCCAUGUGCUGUACAAGAGAUCUGUGGGACCCCUGCCUGCCAGGGCCAACGAGGUCAUGGUGACCGCCAGGAAGCGGGAGCUGCCCGGCCAACCCCUGCACGGUGGCAGCUUCCACCUUGGCCUCCCACAAAAGCAGCAUUUCUGUGGAAGACGCAAGAAAU
Molecule: messenger RNA, 901 nt
Organism: Galeopterus variegatus (Sunda flying lemur)
Lineage: Eukaryota; Metazoa; Chordata; Mammalia; Dermoptera; Cynocephalidae
Product: A disintegrin and metalloproteinase with thrombospondin motifs 16-like
Exons: 5
Source: RefSeq, a predicted model, not a curated record